Rosa rugosa (rugosa rose) is the source of this 2024-nucleotide messenger RNA. RefSeq names its product beta-glucuronosyltransferase GlcAT14C-like. Gene Ontology annotation, molecular function: glucuronosyltransferase activity. Gene Ontology annotation, cellular component: membrane. NCBI's taxonomy places the organism in Eukaryota, Viridiplantae, Streptophyta, Magnoliopsida, Rosales, Rosaceae. Bases 371 to 1657 code for a protein of 428 amino acids. The transcript has 4 exons. The record is from RefSeq and is a predicted model, not a curated record.
GCCAAUCAAACUUUCACCUGGUUUUCACAGAUGUCUUGCCCUUCUUUAUUUUUUGGUCCAACAAGCACAUCUCCCAACCUUAUUCACAUAAACUCUUCCCCAAAUUUGAGGUCUUGUUUCAAGUUCAUAGAUAUAGUUUUUCUGUUUCCAAGUGUACUGUUAAAGCUCUGCCAUCGAUCUUUGGUAUUUGUUGCACUUAAAUCAGUUCCACAAACUUAUACUGGUUUUGAAGCCUUUAUGCGUCAAUGGCUUAGGAGUUAGAAAGAACUCAAAAUUUCCCAAUACAGUGCUUAAUUUUGGGAUUUGGAUUAGGUUUGAGGCUUUUACAUUAUAUUAGAAACAUUUCACCCAAUUAGCACUGAGCUUCAGAAUGAGACAAUCAUGCUCAAACACUGUUACUUGGUGUUCAGGCUUUCCUCUAUGGGUUCUGGUACUUGCAGCUACUUCAGUGUUGCUAGGAGCGUUAUCUAUAUCAUCUCAAAGUGUGUUCUGUAGAGUCGGCAACAAGUACCAAAUCUCAGAGAGGGUCCCAUUAAAAGGAGAUGGCAACCCUCCUGUCAUUGCUUAUUGGAUUAGCAGUACUAAAGGAGAGAAAGGUGCGAAAAUACCAAGGCUGUUGAAGGCAAUAUAUCAUCCAAGAAACCAGUAUCUGCUGCAACUUGAUGCUGAUUCAUCAGAUUACGAAAGAGAGCAGUUGGCUCUUUAUGUUCAAUCCCAAAGGGUGUUUCGAGCCUUUGAUAAUGUCAACGUUGUUGGACAAAGUUAUGGAAUCAACCAGAUGGGUUCCUCUUCUCUUGCUGCCACACUUCACGCUGCAGCAUUGCUUCUAAAGCUUAGUGCAGAUUGGGAUUGGUUCAUCUCAUUAAGCGCUUCUGACUAUCCCCUCAUGCCUCAAGAUGAUCUGCUCCAUGCUUUGACUUCAUUGCCACGGAAUCUCAAUUUUAUACGUUUUACUAACAAGACUGGAUGGAAAGAGCAGAAACGUAUUGAAAAAAUUGUUCUAGAUCCUACUUUACAUCUUCAGAAUAGUACUCCAGUCAGUCCACUGAACUAUUCUUUACAUGAAAGAAGAGAAAUCCCUGAUGCUUUCGAUGUAUUUGGAGGUUCACCUUGGGGGAUUCUAACUAGAGAUUUCAUGGAGUACUGUAUCCAAGGAUGGGACAACUUUCCUAGAACGUUACUGAUGUACCUCAGCAAUGUGGUUUACCCUCUUCAUUAUUACUUCCACACAAUCAUCUGUAACUCAUCACUCGAGUUCCAAAACUCUCUAGUAGACAAUGAUCUAAGCUUCAUUGUUUGGAACUUAACUGCAUUCGGCGAAACUCAAGUCCUAAAUAUGUCUCACUAUGAUCGAAUGCUAGCAAGUGGAGCAGCUUUUGCAAGACCGUUUCACGCAGGUGAUCAAGUACUAAACAAGAUCGAUGAGAGCGUUUUGAAUCGCUCUCCCAAAGGGUUGGUGCCCGGAGAAUGGUGCCUUGGAGAAGGGAAAAGUAUGAGGGUGGAGAAUUCAACAGCUGAUCAUGAAGAGCUCUGUCCAACCUGGGGUAACAUUAACAAUGUCAACCCGGGUUCUCGUGGCAUUAAUCUUGCUGCAAUCUUGACCAAUCUUGUUGUAGAAGGGAGAUUCACUACCAGUCACUGCCAAGAACACUGGUAAUCAAACAGAUUAACUUUUCUACAACCAUGAAGAAAUUUUUUUGCCUAAUGAGUUUUAAUACCACAUUAUGGUGAUGGGUUUACCGCAUUUUUAAUUGCUUUUGAGCCUUUGAAAUUGGAAACUCAAGCUAGCCUAUAAAUUUGCAAACGGAUGAUAAUCUUUGAUUUUUUAGAAUUAUGUAAGAGAAAUUUUAUCGCACAUUCCAAUUUUUUUGGUCUUAAUUUUUUCCCAUAAACUACCUAUUUUGCCGCAAAUCCACCUCAACCACCACCUCAUGCAUCGUCUUCUUCCAUGAACCAGUUCAUCGUCAUCUCUCACAAAGCCACUUCAUGUAUUCAUGUUCAUCAUCUUGGUUCACAUUUUUGAU